AUGUCAUCCAACAUUUUAGAACAGUCCUUAGACGAUAUAAUUGGUGAAAAACAACAUCAAAGAAAAUUUGUUCCUAGUCGUAGAAGAGGAAAUCCAAAUUUCCGUCGUGGUGGUGGUGGAGCAGGAGUCUCCACCAGAGGCAAUCGUCAUCAUCCAUAUCGAUCAAAUCCUUCAACUAGAAGAGACACCGAUUCAUAUAUUCCUAGACCAGCAGUUUCAUCAUCUUCUUCAAUACCAAAACAAGUAUCUUUAUUAGCCAAUGGACGUCCAACAUUAAGAAUUAAAAACAUUCAUCCGGAAUUAAAUGGUGAAGAUUUAUCAAAUUUAUUUUCUAGUAUAUCACCAGUUGAUUUUGUUAAAUUUGAUGAUGAUAAUGAUACUAUUGCAUAUAUUUGUUUCCAAAAUGAUUGUGAAAGAAGUAAUCUGGAAGCCAUUGCUAAAUUUGAUGGGAAAAAAGCUAUGGGUAAAAUACUUAUUGUGGAAAAUACUACUAGUUUAUUAGAUAGAAUUGAUACAAGAAAUAUCAAUCAUAGAAUAACAAGUAAUGGACCACUGCAUUCAUCACAUCGUUCUUAUUCUCAUUCUCAUCCUAGAGGUACUAGUUCAGGUAGACGUCCUCCAAGAGAAAGAAAAAUCGGUGGUAAAACUAGACCUGCUAAAAAGACAGCAGAAGAUUUGGAUAAAGAAUUGGAAAAUUAUAUGGGUAACACUACUGAUACUUUAGAUCAGGAAUUGGAUAAUUAUAUGCAUGAGACAACAACCACAAACACAAAUGAACCAUCAGGUGAACAAGUAGCUACAUCUACUAUAAAUGAUGAAAUGACUCUUGAUUGA
Molecule: messenger RNA, 834 nt
Organism: Candida albicans SC5314
Lineage: Eukaryota; Fungi; Ascomycota; Pichiomycetes; Serinales; Debaryomycetaceae
Exons: 1
Coding region: 1-834 (277 amino acids)
Biological process (GO): mRNA export from nucleus
Cellular component (GO): nucleus
Molecular function (GO): mRNA binding
Source: RefSeq, a predicted model, not a curated record